UCCGGCCCGGCGCCGCUCGCCGCCCUAAAAGCCCCUCGCCCCGACAGCCUUGGGCCCGCCUGCGCCUCUUGCCCUCGGAUGGAAGUCACCGAGGAGCUGGAGAGCAGCCUCUUGACACAGCCCUGGGCUUCUGUUUGCUUUGGCGAGACAGCUUUUCUUGCUAAAGCGUGCUUCAGGGACACUGGCUACAUCCUGCUGCUCUCUGAUCUCAGCAGCGUCUGGUACGAGAGUGCAGACACGGAGGUCGUGGGACAAAGGUCCAAGGAGCUGAACAAACGCCUGACGGUCCACGUGUCCUCCCUUCUGCACCGCCUGCGCAAGCUACUGUGUCCCUUGCUGGCGGGACAGCCAGACACCACCACCUCCUUCUCCUGCCACCACACUGCUGGCGGGCUUGGCCUGCACCUGAAGAGCGAGCUCUCAGGGCUGCCCUUCUACUGGGACUUCCACUGUUGCCCUGCUCCCGUGGAGAUGGUGUCCCGUCACCUCGUGCGGCCCCUGAUUCGGAUGAGCCUGGCGCUGCAGUGCCAGGUGCAAGAGCUGACCUCCCUACUGCUCCAGAAGGAUGCUGAGAUUGAAGAUUACAGGGAGAGUGGGGCUGCUCUCAGCAGAGACCGCCUGCGGACAGAGCCCUUCCAGGAGGAGACAUUUCAGCAGAACUUCAUGGUCGAGAGCCUGCCCCAGAUCUGCAGUGUGGGAGAAGGGCAGGCAUUCGCCUCAGCUCUGCGGCAGCUUUACACGGCAGUGACGCAGCAGGAGGCCAAGCAGGCUCGGAAACGGCAGCACUCGGAGGAUGGUGAGGGCCCGACCCCAGCUGCAGAAACCCCAGAGCAUCCCCCUCCACCACUUGCAUCCCAGGAGAGUGAAACAGCAUCUUCCAGUGAGGGAACCACAUCUCCUCCCCAGCUCAGAAGCUCCGUCUGCCUGCAGCCAAGGCCAAGCCAAAGAAGGCAAAGGGGCUCUUCAGCUGAAAUAUUGCUGCCAGCCACCCCAGGGAUCUUCGCCUGCCCAGCAUCUGAGAGAGGCAAUGGAGAGCACCCAUGUAUCAUCCUCUGUCUCCUCGUCUACAUCUGGUGGACCAUGGUCCCAUCCUGAGGUGUCUCCAGCCAGAGUAAUGGAGCAUCUCCUCUCUUCUGUGGUGUCUCAGGAACCUCUUUUCUACCUCUUCCCUGGUGCAGAGCUUGCUUAGGCUGCACCAUCAUGGAGCCAGUGCUAGACCUGCAUGGAGUCAGAGGGCUGCUGCAGGUGGGUGCAGGACAGAUGGUGCUCCAGCAGGCCUGUGGGGUUUGGCUGCUGUUCUGUGGGUCUACAAUAAAGAGCUGUGUUGU
Colius striatus (speckled mousebird) is the source of this 1328-nucleotide messenger RNA. RefSeq names its product non-homologous end joining factor 1 (gene NHEJ1). The coding region runs from base 79 to 1095 and encodes 338 amino acids. Gene Ontology annotation, molecular function: DNA end binding. Gene Ontology annotation, cellular component: nucleus; DNA ligase IV complex. NCBI's taxonomy places the organism in Eukaryota, Metazoa, Chordata, Aves, Coliiformes, Coliidae. The record is from RefSeq and is a predicted model, not a curated record. Gene Ontology annotation, biological process: double-strand break repair via nonhomologous end joining. The transcript is spliced from 8 exons.